UUAGGAAUCAUUUUUGUAUAAAUUUGGAAAACAUGUCUCGGAUAUUUUGUUUGGUGUCUCGGACAAGCUACUCUCUUCUGGCUUCGUGAAGAAGCUGCGUCUCCGGUUCUGCAAGGACAUUUCAGCGGCGUCAGCGGCGAUGAUAACUCUCCGAAAUCAUGCCACAUCUUCACCUCUGAAGAUAAUCUCCAGGGUUACAAAUCGAAAUCUGCAAGGAAGCGAAAGAAUUUGACUGAGAAGGGGAAUGUUUCUGGGAAUUCAGCUGACCGAUGUACUUAUCCUGUUUUUUCGUUGUCACAAAAUGAAGUAGAUCAUCAAAAUGCAGAAGUACUUCCUCUACCCAGGACUCCGUUGUCUAAUAUAACUAAUUCGCACCCAAACAAAUCAUCAAGAUUCAGAUUCCUGCAGGCUAAAGCUGCUAAAACAAAUUUUCAAAAUGAAGGACCUAGGGUGAUGCACUUGGCACAUGAUGACAUAGAUAACCAAUUGCCAAGAGAAGUACCUGUUAGCAGAAGUCCUUUGUCUGAUAUAACUAUUGCCAGCCAAAAUAAAUCAUCAAGAUUCAGAAGCCUCAAUACAGGAUCUUCUGAAACCAAUAUUCAGAGUACCACAAGGAAUCUUUAUCGUGACAGUUUUGAGAAUGAAGAACAAUCCAAGAAAUAUUUCAAUCAUGAUGACAUAGAGUGUUCAACCGUUCAGGAUCCUGUUUUUUCAGAUGAAUCGGAUAGUGACUAUGUCUGCGGGAAUUCAAGUAGUGAUGAAGAAUACCAAUCUGGCAUGGAGUUGGAUAGUGAAAGUGAAUCUGAGGAAGCUGCAUUUUCUAGAAUGUCCAAGGCCAUACCAAAGGACUAUGUCAGCCUUGGUAGCCCAGAUGCAAUAUGUUCGAAAUGCAACGCCCGUCUUUGGAAGGAGGAACGGACAAAUAAAAAUGUUACACGUGGAGCUCCUAUUUUCUCAAUUUGCUGCCGGAAGGGUGAUGUAAAGCUGCCACCGACUCCUAAAACUCCAGAUUAUUUAAUGAGUUUGUACAAUAGGAAGGAUACUGCAGCUGAAUUUCGCCGAAGCAUACGGCUCUACAAUGCCAUGUUCGCUUUUACUUCCACUGGCGGCAAUGUGGACCGUAUGUUUACAGAUUGAAU
Molecule: messenger RNA, 1139 nt
Organism: Daucus carota subsp. sativus
Lineage: Eukaryota; Viridiplantae; Streptophyta; Magnoliopsida; Apiales; Apiaceae
Exons: 8
Coding region: 454-1137 (227 amino acids)
Source: RefSeq, a predicted model, not a curated record